AUGACAACGAAUGGAGAUCAACGUCUAGGAGAUGGUUUAACUAGAGAACCAACACAGAAUUCACCUAGGGAACCAAGGCCAUUGGAAGACAACAAUCAAUCAGAUUAUCAACAAUUAUUCGAUUCCAAAGUGCAACACUUUUUAAAUCAAUUUGUUGAAAUGAAUUACCAGUGGAAAUCAAAUCAGUCGACAACAAAUCCGUCAACUUCACUGCCGAAUAUUUUUGAUUCACAGACAAAAGAGCAACGACUCAGUGAACACUUACGGCAUCAUGCUUUUCAGAGUUGAAUACGAAUACAACUGGAUCUGUACAAUAUCAUGGAUCUAGACCGCUAGCUCCAACAAACUUUUCUAGUGAAUCAUUUAAGCAAUUGACUCAGAGUAUUUCUCCAACAAUAUCUACAACAAAUUACCAUAAUACUAAUGAUGCUGGAUUUCUUAAUGAAUCAUUAAUCGC
This is a messenger RNA of Trichobilharzia regenti, 457 nucleotides long. Lineage: Eukaryota; Metazoa; Platyhelminthes; Trematoda; Strigeidida; Schistosomatidae. The record is from the annotation of a GenBank genome assembly.